Molecule: messenger RNA, 5378 nt
Organism: Ostrinia nubilalis (European corn borer)
Lineage: Eukaryota; Metazoa; Arthropoda; Insecta; Lepidoptera; Crambidae
Product: thioredoxin, mitochondrial
Exons: 4
Coding region: 424-858 (144 amino acids)
Biological process (GO): cell redox homeostasis
Cellular component (GO): mitochondrion
Source: RefSeq, a predicted model, not a curated record
ACUCUUAUAAUGCUGCAUGAUUUUAUGAAAAUAACAUGUCUGACUUAGUUUUAAUCUGCAAUUAAAAAUGUCUAAUUUCGGUGUCGGGGUAUAUUUUCUAACUGUCUUGUGGAUAAUCACUUUGUUUCUGUGCUGGGUCUCUGUACGGACAGGUCAUUACAUUGGGAAGAUAUCAGUAGGAAUAUCGUUUUUACUAACAAUCAUUUUGGUUUCAUUGCCAAAAGGGGACGCGCAGAACAUUCAUGGUGCCAAUUUUUACGAUCACUUGUUCGUGACUCGAUACGCAAUUCUUUCGUUUAUGCUUGUCAGUGUUGUAGCUGGUACUGCCUAUAGUUUUAUUUAUGUUUGUCUUGCUCCUGUUGAGACUCAAAAAGUUAAGACAUUUGGCUUGUUGAACUAAGUUACUCAUAAGUUGCUUUGAAAAUGUCUAACACAAUUUGCCAAGGGUUGAGGUCCCCGAUCAGGAACCUAGCGAAACUGAGACAAGCAAAAGCAAUCUCCACAUCAAUAGUCCACAAUGAGACUAUUUUAGUGAAAAAUAAUGAAGAAUUCAUCAAUAAGGUGAUGAACAACAACAAGCCAGUCAUAGUGAAUUUCCACGCGGAGUGGUGUGAGCCAUGCAAGAUACUUACUCCGAAGCUGAAGGAACUGAUCGAGCCACUUAAUAACCUUGAUUUAGCUGUAGUCGAUGUAGAGGACAAUGCUGACUUGGUGCAUACCUUUGAGGUGAAAGCAGUUCCAGCAGUCAUAGCCAUAAACAAUGGUUUAAUAGUUGACAAAUUCAUCGGCCUGGUCGACGCAGACAUGAUCACCAGCCUCAUCGACAGAAUGGCCGGUAAAAAGAAGGAGGGAGCGUAAAUAUGAAACGUGCAUAUUAUAGAUGUUAUAAAUGAAUGGGAUAUUGGCUUUACACACAUCGGAUGUUGGCUUAUGAGAUUGGUGAUAAAAAUGAAGGUUUCACACUAGUUUUUAAUGUGCUUGAUACAAUUCACAACAAGACAGAACAUAGAAUAUCGCAAAUGUGAAGGGAGUGUGUUAUUUGUGAAUUAAAAUCCAAAAGUAUCUACUGUAAAAUGCCCUUCACUUCUAAGCAGGUAAUUUACAUGACAAGCCAUUCAUUGUUAUCACUAAACUCAAAAAGAAAAACAGGGUUUUAGUUUCAUUAUUUAUCAUAGUAAUGUCUUUGUAACCAGUCUUACUCGUAGGCUGGGUUGCACCAUCUUACUUUGACUUUAACAAACGUCAAUAAUCUGUCAAACUUCAUACAAAAUGCACCGGUAAUUGUUAUACCUAGUUAAAUAAGAUGUAAAUAAGAUGGUGCAACCCAGCCUUAGUCUUUGUUUAGUUUAGUUUGUAAAAUAUGAUAGGUCAAUGUGUCAUUCUAAUAUAAUAGACAAUUCCACUACAUUUAAUUUGUUAUCUUCUAUUUUUAUGUGCCAAUAUCUCAGUCAGUUUUAUGUAGAUAAAAAUCACAAUUAUUGUUGUUUACAGUUUGAUUUUAUUUAGGUAAAAUACCACAAGCAAUAAGAUAUUGUUGGAAAAGUAUAAUUAAAAAGUCGUUAUCUAAUUAUGUGGGGUAUUUGAUGAAUCUUCAACGAUGCUAACUAAUGAUUUAAAAGGGCCUAGUCUUGGAAAGACUGUUUUUGCUUGAAUAAUUAGUUGUUUGUGUAUAAGUUGUUAUUGCCGCACUUUAGGAAAGAUGGGCGAUUGUGAAUGAGUCUAGCUAGUUAAUUAAAUGACAAUUAUAUUGCUGCUUUAAAUAUUAAGUUUAAUCGCAACAUAUCUAUAUAUAUAAAAAUGAAACCCGUUUCGCGUUGUCACGGCAUCACGUGUGAACGGCUGAACCGAUUUCGAUAAUUCUUUUUUUUAAAUGUUUGUGGAAGUCCAAGGAUGGUUCUUACGGAAAAAAAUAUUAAGAAAAUCUCUACGCUAAGGCGGUACGAAGUUCGCCGGGUCAGCUAGUCCUCGAUAAAAAUUCAACUAGAAAAGUAGCUUAGAACUUUUUUUUGUAAGUUGCCCACGUUUUAAAAACCGUAUGAGACAACAUGCUAGUUUGAAUAGCUUUUUUGUCGAUUCAAAAAUUUGCUAGUCAUGUAUUCGUCUUGUAUUCUUAUAGGUCGCUCUAAACUUCGAACUCCAGCAAUAGUUUUCAGUAGAAUUGAUAUUCACAGAUGUGAAUCUUGAUUAAAUGUAAUAAGAAUACUUACUGGUACAAUUUGGAAAGUAUUUUUACCUUAGAAAAUACAUAAUAGCAAUAAGCCUACUUUAAUGGUUAAGUUACAUUAUUUAGUCAUUAAACUAUCAUUAUGUUCUGCUGAUAGCUCUUUUAAUGAGAUGUAGUGCUAUUAAGCAUUCUACACACUUAAGUCGUCGACCGACUAAUAUUUUUUUCAAGAAUGUAGUUUUUAAUGAUAUGCUAAAUCAUCGGCACGUGUCGGCGACUUGUCUAUAGAAUGUCUUGUUUGUUACUCUGGAUGGUUUCAAGGAUAAGUAGCGAUUGACUUUAGCUUUAACUAAUCAGAACAUAUCUCGGCUUUUUAUACUAAGCCUGCCUUAUUAAUCGUUUUGCAAAGUUAUUCAAAUCAUAAAUUCAAUAAAACUGCACUCGGCCCCUGAGGUAUGUUCUUAAUGAGAGGGAUAAAAUGAUAACUAUAUUUUUGUAAAUGCUGCAUGCCUUCGUUUAGUUACACUGGCUUUUUACAUACUUUUCAACUUUAUAGUUUUAUACUCUAUCUACUGUUUUGUAUAACACUAAUUAAAUUAGAUAAGAUAGUUAUUAUGAUAGUUGAAAUUAAGACUUAAAUCUUAUGAAGAGUAUAUAUUUUCUCUUACAAGCGCGAAUAAAUAGAUUCUGAUACAAUUAUGAUUCUUAACUGUCAACUUACUUUUUUCCCUGAUAGUUUAGUGUCCACUGUCUUCUAGAAUGUAAUAGUUUCUAGAAAAUGUAAGACUAGUAUAAACUUAGAAACAAAUACACUCGCGAGCAAAAGUAUGGAAUCACUUACAUGAAGUUUUUUCCAUGCGAUCUUGUGUACUAACGAAUUUGUUAGUAACAAAAAAAGUGACACCAUUUUAAAGAUUAAACUUUUAACUUUAAAAUGAUACCAAAUUUAUUUAAAUCACACCAGUAUUUAAAAAGAUAUCCCGGCUGAUGUGAAGAAGUAAAUAAAAAGACAUGUAUCAACUGUUUGAUACGUCGCGAGUUGCGGCCUAUUUACCCCCUUAUAUUAAAGCUACCCUAUUUAAGCGUGCUUAUCGGUGACCUGCCGUCAGUUUCGAGCCUGUGACAGGCCUUUUUGGAGUCAAAUUCUAUUCCUUAUAUUUUAGGCGAACUGUCCACUCGCUAACAGCUAUCCUACGAACAUUUCUGAGCUCUUGCUGGACGUUGAUACCAGUCAAAUGACGAUUUCAUAGAGAGGUUGACUUGAAAAAACGGUCAUCCCUCUGCGAUGUGCACCGGCGCUGUUCAGAACUUGGUCUCGGGAUAAAGCCACCAGUCUCCCGAAAGCGUCUUAAAACUUUCGAAACCCAGGACUGGCUUAUUUGGAGCUGACGUGCGACAGCCCGCUGGCUGAGCCCUUCUUGCAAUAGUGCAACGAUUUGUGCUGCUUCUGAAGGCGUAGAAUCCCAGGUAAAGUGUCAAAAGAAGCGGAGAUGUGUAUGGAUCAACGUAUGAAAGCAAAAAUCCGAAAACACGUGCUUUUAUAGGGGGUAAAUAGGCCGCAACUCGCGACGUAUCAAACAGUUGAUACACGUCUUUUUAUUUACUUCUUCACAUCAGCCGGGAUAUCUUUUUAAAUACUGGUGUGAUUUAAAUGAAUUUGGUAUCAUUUUAAAGUUAAAAGUUUAAUCUUUAAAAUGGUGUCACUUUUUUUGUUACUAACAAAUUCGUUAGUACACAAGAUCGCGUGGAAACAACUUCAUGUAAGUGAUUCCAUACUUUUGCUCGCGAGUGUACAUAUUUAGACGUCAACUGAAAAAAAAAUCCAAGUAUACAAAAUAUAGAGAUUUUCUGAUAAAUACAUUCUAUAAUAAUUGAUGUAUAGUUGCUGCACAUCGAUCACAAAUUUACUUUGUUAUCUCACUCGUGUAAUAGAUGGCGCUGUGCGUUAUUACAUUGCGCUAGUUUCGGUGUUACCCAAUUCUGCUAGUAGUUUUCACUUUAGACUUUCUGCAGACUAUAGAUUUUUAGUAUGAGUACAGAUAAUGUAAUACUAGUGUAUAAGGAAUCGUCUGAUACCAACGAAAUCGGUGUACAUAACAUAAUGUGCAUACUUUCUGAUACUGACGUGGGCGCCUUUUUUGAGACAUGCAGAGCGACAUUGUGGCGCGCUUCUAAUUUUUAUUCAAUUUAUAGAGAACCGCAACCCCAAAUGUGGUCAAAUACCUGCCUUGUUAUGCAUAAAAAAAAUCGACACCACAGUGAAAAAAGUUGUGCGUUUCUCAUGCCUCUAAUAAUUUAAAGGUGUUAUAAUACCCCGACCAAACUAUCGGCCUACAAAAAGUAUAUAGUCUGCAGGAUUUCUUAUAAAGAUUUCCUAUCGGUAAGGUGCUUUUGUAUUCCAUCCGUGUGUGUGUACCCCUCUAGUGAUUUAUAAUAAUCGAAUAUACUAUGUAUACGUAGUAAAUAGACGUAGGAAGGUUGAUAACAUAAAAUGUAAGCCAGAUUUGUCAAUGUGUAGACAAAGUCUAUAAAAUGCAAUUGUAGUAAAUAUAUCUUUUUUAAUAUAGUGCAGUGCUUUAGCUAGGAGCUGCUUAGUAAUGAUUAUAGGAUAAUGUCACAUCUCAGUUCCUUCGACAGGCUUACAACAGCACAAAUUAAUUUAUUAGCGUAGACAAAAUAUCACACUACACAAAACGCAUUAAUAUUUUCCCACAUUUAGUAAUAAAUCCUCUCAAACAGUUUUGGGAAUUUAUCCCGUUUUUCAUGUUUCCAUUUAGUUGUAAUUUGAAAUCAAUUUUACAUGCGUCUAACAAAGCAAUAAACGUCCUAAAUCCUAACGAAAAGUAUUACGAUUGUGGUGCAAUUAUUUUGUAGUUUCACGUGUUAAUACCCACACCCGUUAAUUCGUAGUUUUCGAGCUUACGAUAGAAUAAUGUCCUGUGUACGACCAUAUUCGGGUCCAUUUUACCUUUUUGAUGUGAUGUGUAUUAGAUAAUGUGUUGUUGGUUUAGGGUAGAUAUUGUGUAAGUAAAUAAACCCCUGCUAACCUGCUUGAUUGUCCAGUAGCACCAUUGAUUCUUAGAUGCAACAUUAAUAUUGUUUAAAAAUCAGUAAAAAGAGACGAUAACAGAAAGGAAUUGAAUUUUAAUUUUAAAGAAAUGUAUCGAAUCCAUUUAUUAUGUCGUAAAAAUAUAUGAAAUAUUUUCUUGAAUAA